AUGUCUCUGCCUCGGAGCAACAGCGAUACCCACUCACUCGAUAGUGAUGAGAAGAAACCAGGCUCCUGGGACCCUCGUGCGACUGCCGAUGUAGUCCAGUACGACAAGGGUGUUGAUGAGGCACUAGACUUGGUCGCAGGUCAUGCCGACGACCAACCUGUUGACCCCGAGGAGGCACGAAGGAUCCGUGCAAAGAUUGACUGGGUCAUUCUGCCGCUGCUCUUUGCCUUGUAUACUCUGCAAUUCGUCGACAAGUGUGUAUAUCCUCAUCGUGUUCGAAGUGCUGAGCUAAACGUUUCAUUCAAGAGGUACCCUGGGUGCUCCUCAGUAUUAGGGAUUAUACAAGACAACCACCUCACAACGGAUCAAUUUAACACCCUAGGAUCUGCAUUCUAUAUCGGUGCGCCAUAUUUGUGGCUUCCCUUCACCCUUACCGACUCGUUUGAUAGGUUAUAUCGUUUUCGCUACCCUCACUCUUGGGCUCUCCAACGGUUCCCUGUCGCCAAGUAUCUCGCAGCCAACAUUUUCUUCUGGGCAAUUCUUAUCGGACUUCACUGCGUUUGCAAGAACUUUGCCGGGCUGUUUGUUCUGCGCUUCUUGUUGGGAGCUUCGGAAGGAUGUAUCACCAACGGGGUUAUGCUAGUCACUUCCAUGUUCUAUACUCGCACAGAGAUUGGAGAGCGCAUUGGCUGGACCUUCCAGUGCAACGGUUUUGCGCUGAUCACAUCCGGAUUUUUGUCUUUCGGCGUUGCGCACUCUUCCCCCAAUGGAAAACCUGCGCGCUGGCAACUCUUGAUGAUAAUAUACACGGGAUUGACACUUAUCGUCGGAGUCUGGUUCCUUCUCCUAUUUCCCGACAGCCCGGUCAAGGCACGGUUCCUGACCAAGGACGAAAAGGUCAAGGCGGUAAGGCGCAUUCAAUCCAACCAGAGUGGGAUCGAGACCAAGUCCUGGAAGCACGAGCAAGCUGUCGAAGCGGUCAAGGACGUUAAGACUUGGUUGUUCUUCUUGUUCGCGGCUAUCUCUAACCUGCAGAAUGGCUUUGGCACUCAGUACAGCUUGAUCAUUAAAUCCUUUGGCUUCACGACGUUGCAAACAACCGCUCUGAACAUUCCAGCUGGCGUCGCCAUGAUCAUUUCUAUCACACUAUCCACUCUGAUUCUUCGCCGUUACCCUAAUGCCAGGUGUUGGAUUGCGGUCGCCUUCUUCGUCCCCUCUGUUCUAGCCGUUAUCCUGCUGAUCACGCUGCCCUGGCAUAACCGCAUUGGGCUCUUGUGCGCGUACUACGUGCUUAACUUUGGUGGCGCUCCCUCUUUUGUUAUGGUCCUCUCGUGGGUCACUGUCACUACCUCAGGUCACACCAAGAAACUGGCUGUCAAUGCCAUCUUCCUUGUCGGUUACUCGCUUGGCCAAGUGCUUUGCACUCAGUUCUGGAGAGACGAGUACAAGCCAAGGAAUUACGUCCCUUAUGCGAUCUGUCUUGCUUCGUAUGCUUGUGAUUUCAUCUUGCUCUUCGCGAUCCGCUAUGUCUUGAAGAAGGAGAACGACCGGCGAGACGCAUUGCAAGCUGUCCAAGCACAGGAAGAUUAUGGGUACGUUGAGAGGGUUGACUCGGAUGGACAGAUCCGCGAUUCCCUUGACCGAGAGGCCCAUGCCCAGGAAUUGCAAGCGGACCUUCUCCGAAGGCAAAGGCUCCAACAAAACGUCCGGAUGAUCGAGGCCCGAGAUCGUGAGGAACGCGAGAGGCAAAUGAUAUCCACUCAAGCGGAGCCUCGACCUUUGCGGGUCACACAGGGCGAUGUGAGAUCUGACCCGCAAAGUUCAAAUCAACAAGAAAGACCUAAGAACGUCGAAGAUCCAUGGGAAAAGGCCAAAAAAGAGGCUCCACCAGAGGAGCCGACCUCAUGGCAGCCUCAAACCGCUCGGCGAAGAUAG
Molecule: messenger RNA, 1935 nt
Organism: Rhizoctonia solani
Lineage: Eukaryota; Fungi; Basidiomycota; Agaricomycetes; Cantharellales; Ceratobasidiaceae
Product: major facilitator superfamily transporter
Exons: 11
Coding region: 1-1935 (644 amino acids)
Biological process (GO): transmembrane transport
Cellular component (GO): membrane
Molecular function (GO): transmembrane transporter activity
Source: RefSeq, a predicted model, not a curated record